AUGGCCAUCUUUUCAAAGACUAGCAAGGCGCCCUCAGCUCCAGUACUUGACAGCAAGGAGACCGGCAACUCUCAUGUCGAAGAUGUGGAUUCCAUCCACGCAGAUGAGAAAGUCCAAGGAGAUUAUUCUGGGGCCACAGCCAAAGUCGAUCCUGUCGAAAUCAAACUUGUUCGCAAGCUGGACUUCAGGAUCAUGCCCAUCCUAUGGGCAAUGUACUUCUUGAACUACAUCGAUCGCAAUGCGAUUGCCAAUGCACGUCUUAAUGAUCUCGAGGAGGACCUCGGUCUUGUCGGAACACAGUACAAUACUUGUAUCUCUAUCUUGUUUGUCGGAUACUUGCUGAUGCAGAUCCCAUCCAACAUGUUGAUGUCUUCCAAGAAGUUCCGCCCAUCUUUAUACAUGAGCGUGUGCAUGGGACUUUGGGCUAUUGUUUCAGCAUGCACGGCUCUUACUAAAAACUACAUCGGUCUUCUUAUGGUUCGAUUCUUCCUAGGAGUCACCGAGGCGCCAUUCUACCCAGGCGCAUUAUUCCUACUAUCGGUUUUCUACACGCGCAAGGAGAUUGCUCUCCGCAUCUCUAUCUUGUACACCGGAAACAUCGUGGCGACAGCCGUCGCUGGACUAAUCGCGGCUGCGACGUUUGAGACAUUGGAUCAUCACAUGGGACUGAAAGGCUGGCAGUGGCUGUUCAUCAUUGAGGGUGCUGUGACCUUCGGUGUUGCAGGCCUUGGUGUCUUCAUGCUACCUGAUCAUCCGCUCACCACACGGUGGCUGACUCCCGAGGAACGCCAACUUGCGCACGAUCGCAUUGCACGCGAUACAGUGAGUAGCGAGGAAUCCAAGGGUGUCAUGGCUGGAUUGAAGCAGGCUAUGGCCGACCCUCGCCUCUAUCUUUUGGCCUUCAUGCAGAACAUGCACCUUAGUGCCUGUGGCUUUAAUAAUUUCUUCCCGACCGUUGUUGGAAGCCUUGGAUUCAGCAGUACCGUCACCCUGGUCUUGACGUGUCCUCCUUACGUUUUCUCUGGUAUCUGCUGUAUCAUUGUCGGCAUUACUUCUGGGCGGUAUAAUGAGCGCACGUGGCACAUCACUCUUGCAAUGGGCGUCGCAGUCAUAGGAUUCAUCAUAUCCUGUACGACGCUUAACAAGGGCGCAAGAUAUGUGGCUUGUUUCCUCUUCGCCAGUGGUGCAUAUGCUGUCAACUCAGUCAUUCUAGGUUGGGUGUCUGCCACACUUGGCCAGACGCCAGAAAAGAAAGCUGCCUCGAUUGGUUUCAUCAACGUUGUGGCGAAUGCAUCAUAUAUCUAUACAGCCUAUCUCUACCCGAAGAGCGAUGGGCCUCAAUAUCUGAUCGGGAUGUCGGCAAACACAGGCUUUGGAAUUGCGACUAUCGCGAGUGCCUGGGCUUUGAGAUGGUGGCUGCAAAGUACCAACCGCAAGAUCAGCCGCGGUGCUCUGCAGGGUGCUGGCGAUGUUCUUUAUGCCUACUGA
Messenger RNA from Penicillium brevicompactum, 1488 nucleotides. RefSeq lists its product as uncharacterized. The transcript is spliced from 3 exons. Gene Ontology annotation, molecular function: transmembrane transporter activity. The record is from RefSeq and is a predicted model, not a curated record. Gene Ontology annotation, cellular component: membrane. Gene Ontology annotation, biological process: transmembrane transport. Lineage: Eukaryota; Fungi; Ascomycota; Eurotiomycetes; Eurotiales; Aspergillaceae. The coding region runs from base 1 to 1488 and encodes 495 amino acids.